AGCGGAGCUGUUCUUAUGAAGGAGGGCGUUUCGCUGUAUUUGAAGAUUGUGUGGGCUGAGUAAGUGAUGGAAAAUGGAGUCCUUCUAGAAAACGGUGUAGAUGCGAUGCCACGAGAUUGUCUCCGUCUAGAAACUGAAUACUCCCACAAAGUAAAGAACUUUUUUGGGCUUUAAAGAUAGUAUAUUUUAUUUCAAAACUGAAGACGCAUGUGAAGACGCCAGGGUGCUUUCUGCUUCAGAGAUCUCCAGGAUGUGUGAGGUGGACGUUUCUUCUGAGCCCACCAGCCCAACACUGUAUAGAGAAUCUUCUGAUACUUACUACCAUGUGGACCGCUGGCAGAAACUACGCACAGCUGUUCGCAAGCUAGAAUUCUGGGAAAACUUCACUCAUGAGCUAAUUGGCAGUGGCUUCUUCUCAAAGGUUUACAAGGUGACCCAUAAUACCACUCGGAAAGUGAUGGUAAUAAAGAUCUAUAAGAAUGAUGUGGACCAGGACAGCAUUGUACGAGAAAUCAGCCUUCUGCAGAAACUCUCUCACCCCAACAUAGUGAGGUAUCUGGGAAUUUGUGUCAGAGAGGACAAGCUGUACCCAAUUCUGGAGUAUGUUAGUGGAGGAUGCUUAGAGGAGAUGUUGGCCAGGAAAGAUGUGCCUUUGUGCUGGCGAGAGAAAGUGGACCUGGCCUCUGACAUCACGAGAGGGAUGAUUUACUUGCACUACAAAAACAUCUACCACAGAGAUCUCAACUCUAAGAAUUGUCUGAUAAGGGUGACCGCGAGAGGCAAAGAGGCGCUGGUCACUGAUUUUGGCUUGGCUAGAGAAGUUGUAGAACUUCCUGCAAAGGACAGGAAGCUUUCACUUGUGGGCUCCGCCUUCUGGAUGGCCCCUGAGAUGCUCCGCGGGGAACCAUACGAUCGUAAGGUGGAUGUGUUCUCAUUUGGAAUUGUAUUGUGUGAAAUUCUGGCUAGGGUCUCAGCCGACCCAGAAAUCCUUCCAAGAACUCAGGACUUUGGCUUAGAUGUGUCCGCAUUCAAGAAAAUGGCCAGUGGGUGUCCUCAGCAUCUUUUGGAGCUGGCAGCCAGCUGCUGUCUGUUAGAGGCUUUUCGAAGGCCCUCUUUCGCAGAGCUCCAGGAGGAGUUAGGUGAAAUUGCUGAAACUUUGGAACCUCCUCACACUGAUCUCACCACAGGCUGAGCUGCAGCAAGUCCUCCCAUCAAUUCUACAAUGGACAUGAACAGCUGGAGUUCUGUACAUAGACUUGAGCUUAAUGACAAAUACAAAUGCAGCUGAAAUGAACAUUUCUUUUGGAGCUGUUUUCAUUAAAAGAGCAGAUCAACAAAAAGGUCACAUAAUUUAUUAUGGAUGCUCAUCAGGUAAUUAGACAUACCGUCAUUACAGUUCAACUCAGCACAGCUGUACAUAGUAUAUACUGUACAGUAAUAGUAUACAAAGAGAAAUGUUGUUUCAGGUUCCAGCUACAGUGUUAGCUGUUUGCAGUGUCAACCUUUACAAAGCCACAGACUGUCAGAGACUGUAAACAAAUCAGUGUUUCUGUUUUUAUAUGAAUCUUUUAAAUUUAAAAUCACCCUAAAUCAGACUUUGAUGGCUAAUAUAACCAAUGAUAUGAAAAGAAUUAACUUAAAGGUCACAAAGCAUGUCAUUGGUUCUAAAUAAGCAAAUAAUAUUUUCAUAGAGUCUAAAGGCUUUGGUAAAUUUAUACAGUACAUAACCAGUUUUGAUUUAAAUUGUCUAUGAGAAAGAUAUUUAUAGGUAUUUUGGAACUAAAGACAUUAGUAUUGAAAAAGUAAAGAGUGUGUACUUUUCUUUCAUGGGCAAUUUAUACAGAAGCAAGUGCUCAUAACUUUUUCUCAUUUGUGGUUUUGGCUUCCACUGUGUGCUGAGGUGGUGCACUUUGGAAACCCUCCUUAGGGCUCACCAAUAACCACAAGGUGAUCCUGAUUUCCUUCCUUAAAGCAUGUAUUUUGCUCUCAUUUGUACUGUUUGUUGAAUUUGUUUAACCCUUUUUCUUUGAAACAUCCAAACAAACAACAAAGCUCAAGUCACACCUCUUGCUACCUUAUUGUUCAUUUUAGUUUGCUUAUUUCUCAUGUGUUAUGAAUUUCAGUAGUAAAAGUAUCAAAAAACAUGCAAGAUGGUUCCACCAAACAGGCUCCAAUAUGCAGUUACACCAAACAGCUUCUCUUAAAACAUUUCUUGAAGUCACUGAACAUAAUAUAGUAAGGUGGGGCUGCAAUCCAGGCCUUUGCUAUAAAUUCACUGGGGCCGGGACACAUUUUUACCAAUGUAGGCUACCAUAGGGGUCCUGAGUCCCCCUCAUCACAAGACCCAUCAAUGUACCUGAUUUACAUAAUUUGGCACCCUUAAAGGCCAUUCAGACAGAAUGUGUUAUUGCGUUAGAAAGCUAGAUGUAGUUCAAUGAUGUCUUGAGACGUGCUAUUAAAAUUUUAAAGCUUAACACAGUGUUAAACCUGAUGCUCAAUGAGCGAGAUGCUGAAAAAACAGCAAGCAUCAAAGGCAUCUGUCUAGUCGUGCAUGUUUACAUAGAAAAAAAAACACGGAAAUGUAUGCAAUAACAUUCUGUGUGAACGGCUCCUUGUUGUAUUUGUACUUUUUUCUUGUUAUUUGUGUUUAAUUUAUUAGUUCGUGUAAAAGCUGUUAUUUUAGUUUUUAAUCAUUUAUGCUUUAGAUGCCUUUGUGAAUUGCCUCUUAAACGUCUUUCAAGUUAACAUUAACGACAUCUACAUUCAGUGCCUCAAAGAGGAUGCUAGAGCUUUCCUCUAGUCUUGCAAAUCUCUUGGAGAGAAAUAUGUCAUGCUAACCUCCCUGUCCCUUGAACACAGUGCUGAUGUCUGUAUAGUCUGAAUCUUUCCGUGGUUUGUAGUGUUUUUGUAAUACAUAUUAUAUAAAGAUGAAAGGAAACUUAUUUGAAUGGUGUGUAUAUUUUUCAAAUAAAGCAAUUGGGAAAAACA
Messenger RNA from Myxocyprinus asiaticus (Chinese sucker), 2988 nucleotides. RefSeq names its product dual specificity testis-specific protein kinase 2-like. Gene Ontology annotation, biological process: protein phosphorylation; actin cytoskeleton organization. The transcript has 9 exons. The coding region runs from base 251 to 1192 and encodes 313 amino acids. NCBI's taxonomy places the organism in Eukaryota, Metazoa, Chordata, Actinopteri, Cypriniformes, Catostomidae. Gene Ontology annotation, molecular function: ATP binding; protein serine/threonine kinase activity. Gene Ontology annotation, cellular component: cytoplasm; nucleus. The record is from RefSeq and is a predicted model, not a curated record.